CACGGGAGACGGUCGAAAAAAUAUAACAGAAAUAAAAGAAAAUAAACUAAAAGUUUAACUUAUUGACUGAAAAAAGCAUUACGCGGCAGUUUGUUCUCGCGUACAGGUCACAGGCGAAAUUUAUUAAAGAAUCAUUUUCUUAGAGAAAAUAAGUCGUCGAGACACGAUUAAUAAUUUCUUACAGCUCGUAAUUUAAAUCAAUUGAGUAUUCUAAGACAUUAAGCAUUAAAUCAUGAGUGAAGUUUUCGCGGAAAUUUAAUCUAUUUGUGUGAAUUUUAAAUGAUAAAAUCAUCAACGUGAUAUUCUUGGUGUAGUCUUAAUUGAUGAAAUAAAAGUGGAUCAGUUUUAUAUUUUUGGAUAAGUCGGUCGGAUGCUACACAAAUUUUUGUCAUUUAUGAUCAGGAAUACUCUUAAUUUGAAAGUUGGAAGUUAAUUAAUUAAUUGCAUCUUUAAGCUCAUUUUAAAAUCAACAAUGGACUUUAUAGAAAAUCUGAAUCAUAUGAACAUUUUGUACACAAAUCAAAGUGCAUGCGCAGUUUUGAAUAUUAUUAAAAUAAUCAUAGCAACGAAUUUGAUAUUUUUGUGAAAUUUUAAUUUAUGUUGUUAACAGUUUGUUUUCUGUUCUGUUCUCAAAAAUUAUAAAAUUUUCACCGGCAGAGUCUAUUAAUAGCAUUAUCUCUUCGUAAGUGUCAUGAUUUGAUACAUUUAUUUUUUCAGACGUUUUUAUAAAAUCAAAUCGACAAGUUGUGAAAUAAAAAAUUUCAGUAGGUUUUUAUCAAUACAAGAAUAAAAUUAGAUUGUUGAGAAAUAAAAAUGUUUCUAUUGAAAAUUUGAAAAUGCAAAAAAUUUUCGGUGCAAAAAAGGAACGACGCAAAAUUCAAAGUGAUCGAAAAUGGUGGCAAUUUUUAAAGAAAACGAGAGUGAAGCCAGUGAGAGCUUUAGAUAUCCAGCAUCAUGUAAACUUCAAUCAAAAUCAUUAUAAUAAUAACAACAACAAUAACAAUCCAGAGUACUAUGAGAUGGAAAAAUAUGUGGAUAGAGAUAACAAUCAUUACAGACGACGGUAUUAUGGCGAUAAUUUUAUGAUGCAAAAUGAACAAGACUUACAAUUAAAUGGUGAGUCAAGUCGCGAUUCAUUGGAGUCUAGUGAAAUAUCAUCUGAUGCAUUCUCACAUAACUUUCGUCAAAAACAAAGACAAUUCGAUCGUAUUAAUGUUAAUAACAUUACUCAGCACAUACAGAAUAAUAAUAAUAAAAUUACAAUAAUAAUUAAACAUGAUAAUGGACCAAAACCAGAACAAAGAAUCACACCUCAAAUAAUUUACAUUCAACCAGCAGCUAGUCAACCAAAUUUAUAUUCAACAAAUGUCAAUCAAAUAGAUGAUGAUUUGAAUGAAACAGACGUUUAUAAUAGCCUUGAUGAUCUCGAAAGCGAUGAACUGUAUCAAUUUUAUAAUGAAAGUCCAAUUGAUGUACCUGAUGAUUUCAAACGAAAUUCAUAUCUCGUUUUGAAUUUAAAUGAUGCUGCAAAUAAGAAAUUAAAGAGAAGAAUUUGCACACCAACCAGGAAUCUAUUGCCAAUGCCAAUAAUUAAUGAUCGAAAAUACUCAACAUUAGCAAGUGGUGGGAGUAUUGACAAGGUCGCAAAAAACAGCAAUAACAAGGAAGAUAACGAGAAGACAAGACAACACCAAAAUAAUAACUUGCAAAAGCAAUCAGUUGUGAAUAAUACUCAAAGAAAAGCAGUAGUGCCAGUGAAGCCAAAAAGAAAUAUACAGCAGAAAGCAGCAACUCUUCAGCCUGAUUCGAGUAAGUCAACCACAUUUGGUGAACGCAAGCAGAAUUUCAAAGAGCAGUAUAAUUGGAAUGUUGUCUUUCCACCUACGACAAUUCAUGAAAACUCCAUUUUAUAUCGUGAAACAGCAUUAAGAAAUUCUAUGCGUAAUAAAUGGAAAAAGAUGAGUGAAAAAAUGGUUACAAUGGGAAGUAGCAAUCUAUGUAAUGAUUUUGGCGGUUCCACUAAAGAAUUAUCGCCACGAAAAGUGCAAAAUGCAAAAUUAUUAUUUGAUCAAAAACAUGCAAAAAGUGAAAUUAGUUUGAAUCAGUUAAAAAAUGACGAAACCAAAGCUCAAACUUCUGUUCUCCUCAACAUGAUUGGAUUACCAUUCAAUUGGAAAUCGCGUAUGUUGAUGAGUAGACCAAACAACAAUAAUAAUAGUGCUAAUAGUGAAAAGAAUAAAAAAAGACCAAAUUUAUUGACAAACUUUUGGAAGAAAAAGCGCAUUGGGGACGCAUUAACCUGCAAUAAACGAAUUCAAGAUUCGGAUGGUGGAUUUUUUGAGAGAUUCGGCUCAAUUCUCUACAGUCAAGGCGAAAACCAUGACGAGAAAGUUAAGGAGACUGCAUCAUUACCUAGUCCAUCAAUUGAAGCUGUUGUCUCCAGCAAAUUAAUACAGAAAUCAGAAGCAACAAUCGAAUCAAGAUUUGGACUUGAAGAUGAAGGAAAAGAUAGCGGAAAUGAAUCUACAGAAGCUGAUAGUGAUAGUGAGGAAAAAAAGGAAGAGAAUUUUAAAAAGAUCCAAAACUCCCUAGUUGGCAUGAAUAUUGAAGAAUUGUAUGAGGAAAUUCUUUAUGAAAUUUUGCACAAUGUGGGAAGUGAUGAAUCUAAAAUUGAUCCUGAGAAAAUGUACAAUUAUAUGCAGGAAGCUUUCAAAAUCCCAGAGGAAUCGCAUGUAGAGUUAUUAGAGAAAGCCAAAUUCAAGGAGCCUCCUGAGCUCAGGUUGAAUAUUGAAAUUAUUGAGGCUAAAGAUCUAAAUUCGAAGGAUCCGAAUGGACUUGCAGAUCCUUUUGUAACACUUUAUAUAGCAUCAGCACCAACUACACGAUAUACGAGCUCCGUUAAAUCUGGAACAUUAAAUCCCAAAUAUGAGGAACAUUUUUCAUUACCAAUAUCAGAAAAUCCUAACGAUGAUACACUUGUUGUGGAAGUAUGGGAUUUUGAUCCAGCAGAAACAAUUGGCGAGAAGAUGAAUAAGUUUUUUGACGUAAAAGGCGCGAAAGGAUUCCGUAAAUUGAUGAAGGAAAUUGCAGUAACGGCGUCAUCAGGAAAGCAUGACAAUGAGUUUGUUGGAUCAGCAUCAGUUCCGCUUAAAACUAUUCCUGCCAGUGGUCUCACAAUGUGGUAUAAUCUUGAUAAGAAAGGAAAGACGAGAACGCAAGGAACAAUCAAAGUUAGGCUUAAUUUCAGCAGUGAAAAGAACGACCAAGUUGCAUCACAAGAACAUCGCCAUUUAUUGAAAAUUCUCCUUUAUAAUGAACUAGAAUUGUCUAAAGUCGCUCAUUAUUGGUGGUCAGGAAAGUUCAGUCAAAUGGCAGAAAUCAUUAUUACACAACAUCAAGCACAAAGUGGUUUAACAGACAUCGAUGUGGCAUUUGCUCAAUGGUCUGUGUUCACAGAAGUUCAUCAACAACAUCCAUUAUCAUUUGAGUUAUUUGAAAGCAUUCUUGAUGUCCUCAUACGACCAAUUCAGACGAAAAAUGUGAGCCAUGAUGAAGAAAUCUCACUCUUUUGGGAAGCAACUAAAAGAUUAUUGCCAUCUUGCUUUGGAAUUAUUAGGAAAUUAAGGAAGAAGCUUGCUGGAGAUUCAAAUGCAAUGAAGCAUCUUAUAAAAGCAUUAAAUAUAAUUGCAAAAAUCUCAAUGUUAGAACCACCAGAUCAAUUUGACUUGUUUCCUGAACAAUACUAUGGAUGGCUUAAAAAGAGUAAUUCAUCAACAUCCUGGGAUAUUCGCGAAGCUAUCAAUCAAGCUGUCACGAUAGGGACAGAAGAAUAUUAUGAGAGUAUCGUUGACCAUAAUGAACUUAAUAGUGAUGAUAACGACGUUAGAUUACAACAAUUAAUCAAAAUUAUUCAACUGGUUAGAUCUGACUUACAGAGGGCUAUUGAGCAUCAUGAUAAAGUCUUCCAGGAAACAAUGAAUUACCAAUAUGCAGGCAUGCUUUAUAAAGUCUAUGAUAAAAAGUUGAUGGAGCAAGUGAAGCCGGUUGUUAUUGAUAUAUGCAAUUCAAAAAUUGAACGUUUAGACUUGUUAGAUCGAAAGGAUAUGAAGCACAAUAGAUAUGAAGAAAUUAAUAUGCUGACAACGCUCUUUGAACUGUAUUUAUUGUUGAAACGAUUUGCUGUCUUGGGAACUGCUUUGUGUCCUGGUAUCACGGAAUUCGAAAUCAGUGAUUAUUAUGAAUGGUUUACCAAUGGUGUUGCUCACUGGCUAGACAUUUCACUUUAUAAAGCAUUGACAAGAAUCAAAAAAGCAAUAGAACUUGAUAGUCUGAUUGCAGUCGAUGCAACAGUUAAAUAUAGCAGCUCCGCGGUUGAUACAUUAGCGAUAUUUUAUCAAAUUCGUAUAUUUUGGCAACAAUUGGCAUGGCCAAGUGCAGAAGGUGCUUUCAUAUUUGUCAGCAAAAUUGUUGAUGAUAUUUGCAAAUGUUGUACAUUUUAUGGUGAUACAAUGGCUGAACGAGUUGAUAGUUUAGGAAUGGUGGAGACAAUUUACGAGAAGAAAUUUGAAGUUACAUCUGAAUGGUGCUUGGCAAUUAACAAUAUUGAUUACAUUCGUCAAAGCAUUCACUCCUUUGUCAAAGAAAUGGGCGUGGAUGAUAUAAUUAGAAAUAUGAGUGAUUUUCGUGGACCUUUGGAUGCACAGCGCUGCUCUGAUACAUUACAAAAUGUCAUUGAAAAUGCAAUUGACAUUGGAAAGAAUAAAAUUUAUGAAUUGACACAGAAACUCGCUCGAAAAAUGAGUCCUGCAAUGCGACGAUUUUUAGUUGAAGGUGCUGAACUAUUCGAUCAGGAUUCUAAUUCAAUGGAUCGUCUCAUGAUGUAUAUGGAGGAUUCAUUAAAGACACUUCAUACUGAAUUGAAUGAUGACAAUUUUAUGCGUAUGCUUGAUGUCAUAUGGGAUGAAUUGGCGAGUAUUUUAUAUGAUUUAGUUCACUCGUCAUUCGAAAAGCGUAGACCGCCUGCAUUCUAUUCAAAUUUACGUUCUACACUUCAAGUUAUGGUAGAAAAUUUCAAGUGCCAAAAUGAUCAGCAAAUUCAAUCAACCGAUAAAGAGACACUAGAGAAAAUUGAUAAGCUUCUGGAAAUUCACGGCUUUGAAACGUCAGAUCUCAUUCAUCAGUAUUACAAAGAUAGAUACACAAUUCAACAAAAUAUGAGUGAUACACCUUUUGGCAUAUUAACAGUUCAGUGCUUUUUCCAAGGGAAAACAUUAGAAAUUGAGAUUAUGAAUGCAAAACAUUUAUUACCAAUGGAUACCGAUGGAAAAUGUGAUCCAUUUGUCAGAAUUCACUUCUUUCCAGAAGAAAAGUUUUUAUCAGUUGGACAACCAAAAACUAAAGUUCACCAAAAGACACUCUUUCCGUUAUUUGAUGAGAAAUUUACAAUAACUCUGAAUGAUGAACAACGUAAAAUGAACGAGGCAGUCAUUCUGUUUAGCGUUAAGGACCAUGACUACUUUGGUUACGCUAAUCAAUAUGUUGCUGAAGCAUUUUUGAUGUUUAAAGACAUUGCAGAUAUAACUGGUGAAAGCGGAAGCAUUAAACAGUUGCAUUUAACAUUAACAAGACCACAAAACGAUGAUAUGGAGACUGUUAAGGCCCUUCAAUAUCGAGUUGGUGAUAAGCUUGCAAAGGAGUUCUUGAAGAAAUUGAAGACUAAAAUUUCGGACACACAAGCUAAAUGAACACGAGAAUAAAACGUUUUAAAUUAGUAAUUGAUGUUGUCUCUUUUUGUGCCUUUAACUCAUUUUAAUUUUAAUAACAAAUAAAAAUAGAACCUAUCGAUGGACAUUAAUGUCAAAUGAAAUAUUAA
Messenger RNA from Chironomus riparius, 5872 nucleotides. NCBI's taxonomy places the organism in Eukaryota, Metazoa, Arthropoda, Insecta, Diptera, Chironomidae. The record is from the annotation of a GenBank genome assembly.